AUGCUCAGCACAAGCCAAACUUACGACGAGGAUGAUCGUGCCCGCGCCGCAUUGCCACGUGCAGUUCCUCAAGCUUUGCCUCAAAGUGGCCAAGCGAGCUUGUGGGAGUUUAUAACCGCAAAGCAACAAAUCCUGAAGAAGGAACAAGCCACAAAAAUGCAACAAGACCCUUACAGCCACAAAAUGUCUGCUGGACCGGGGUUGUCGACGGCCUCGUCUGCUUCUGGCCCAGCGCCUUCUACUUCGAAUCACUAUUGCAUUUGGUAUCCUCCGAAUUCGACUGGUGAUUCAGAUACUGAUGUGGUCGCUGACCCGGACUAA
This is a messenger RNA of Sparassis crispa, 321 nucleotides long. RefSeq lists its product as hypothetical. The transcript is spliced from 2 exons. The record is from RefSeq and is a predicted model, not a curated record. The coding region runs from base 1 to 321 and encodes 106 amino acids. NCBI's taxonomy places the organism in Eukaryota, Fungi, Basidiomycota, Agaricomycetes, Polyporales, Sparassidaceae.